Sinocyclocheilus anshuiensis is the source of this 3057-nucleotide messenger RNA. Its product is annotated as transcription initiation factor TFIID subunit 4-like. NCBI's taxonomy places the organism in Eukaryota, Metazoa, Chordata, Actinopteri, Cypriniformes, Cyprinidae. Gene Ontology annotation, cellular component: transcription factor TFIID complex. Gene Ontology annotation, molecular function: DNA binding; protein heterodimerization activity; RNA polymerase II general transcription initiation factor activity. The transcript is spliced from 15 exons. The coding region runs from base 26 to 2707 and encodes 893 amino acids. Gene Ontology annotation, biological process: transcription initiation at RNA polymerase II promoter; DNA-templated transcription. The record is from RefSeq and is a predicted model, not a curated record.
ACAGCCCAUCACACACAGAGCGAACAUGGCGGGCGCCUCCGACCCUCUGGAAGACAUGCUCUUCUCCGAGGUGGACGAGAAAGCCGUGAGCGAUCUAGUGGGCUCGCUGGAGUCUCAGCUGGUGGGCCAGAGCGACCCGGCCGCCGCGCAGCCCGAAAACGCUCGCCCGGGCAGCGCGAAGCAGCAGCAGCAGGCAGGAGGAACAGCGCAGCUGUCUGCUCCUAUAGGCUCUCCAUCAGAACCACAACAACAAGCACAGCAGCAGCAGAACGCGCGGAAAGCUGCGCGCAACCCGGAUUCCGACCCGAAAGACGCCAGCAUGGAAAAGCACGCCAAAGCCCUGGAGAAGGAGAGCCCUCUGAAGUCGCAUGGCAGCAUCAUCAUCAUCACUACGGCAGCAGCAUCCGACGCUCCCGCACCGGGCAACAAAGGUGAGAGCCCGAGGGACACCCGCAAGAAGCACCCGGGGAACACGCGCGCGCUGCGCUCCCCAGCAUCCCACAGUCUCAACGGCAACGGAGCCGACGCAGCAUCAGCAUCACCCAGCUCCUCCAGCCCGAGCAGCACGACUUUCACCGUGUCCAGUAACCCGCAGGCGAUCGCGCUGGACCGCGGGACGCCCACCAUCGCGCUGCACCGACUCCCGCGUCACAUCAUCGCCAGCAUCGCGCAGAAUGGAAACGGCACGUCCGUGUCCGCGCUGGUCCAGCAGAGCGCGCGGAUCGGAGAGGCGGGCGCGCAGGUCAACCACAGCACACCACCCGCGGACGCACCCGGGAACAACGCGAAACCCGCGGCGACCUCGGCUCCUCCCGCCGCGGCCACAGCAGCGCUUGUCAAACCGGCUGUCGGUGUCAGUGCGGCUCCGGCCAUCAGACCUGCGCAGCAGAGGGUCGUAACGCCGCAGCUGAUUGUCAGACCACCGCAGCAACAAACUACAAUACAGCUGCCGCCCGGAUUCACCAUCCCACCAGGUAUGGUGCUGGUCCGGACGGAGAUGGGUCAGCUGGUGAUGGUUCCUCAGCAGGCUCUGGCUCAAGCUCAGGCCCAGAACAGCAUCUCACCGCGGCCCUCCACUCCCACCAGCGUGGCCACAUUCAGGGUCACGACCCCACAGUCUCCUGUUAGCACUCAGGCGAUUCGUCCCGCUCCUGCGGCUCAAACUAAACCGGUCCAGUCGAGUUCACCGAGUGCCGCGGCCCAGACCAGCACUGCAGCCGGCCCCGCUAAGGCCCCCGUGGCAGCCGCCGUGGCAGUGACAGCUCCCCAGCAGGUCCAGCCGGCCUUGGGCCCCCAGGGGCCCCUCACUCAGAUGCCACUAGCCCCGCAGAGCGCAGCCACCCCGGCCCCCGGAUCUCCGCUUGUCUCCCAGGAGAUGCAGGAGAACGUGAAGAAGUGCAAGAACUUCUUGGCGACGUUGAUCAAGUUGGCAUCCCAUAACUCCCCUUCCCCAGAGACGUCUCGAAACGUGAAAGCGCUGGUGCAGGAUUUACUGGAUGCAAAGAUCGAUCCGGAGGAGUUCACCAGCCGGCUGCAGUCCGAGCUGAAGUCGUCUCCGCAGCCAUACCUGGUCCCUUUCCUGAAGAAAAGUCUCCCUGCGUUGCGUCUGUCUCUCCUGAACAGCCAGCAGUCUCUCACUCCGCCUCUGCAGCCCAACAAAACCAGCGUGACGCCGGUCCAGACGGGUGUCAGUGUGCGGCCACACCAGCCCAACAGCACCACCGUACUGCCACAAGGUAUCAAGAGGGCAGUGGGUCCUGGAGGUCAGAUACGGAUGCCUGUGGUCAUCACGCAGACGGUGCGAGCAACAGGUACUCUAGGGAAGCCUGCGGCGAUCCAGAUGAGCAAAAGCCCUGCGGGCGUCACCAUACAGCUCUCAGGAAACCAGAAAAACAAGCUGAAUGACCCGGGGGGAGGCUCCUUCAGAGACGAUGAUGACAUCAACGAUGUGGCGUCUAUGGCCGGCGUGAACCUCAACGAGGAGAGCGCGCGUAUUCUAGCGACCAACUCUGAGCUGGUGGGAACACAGAUCCGCUCCUGUAAAGACGAGGCCUUCCUGUCUACAGGUCUGCUACACCGGCGUAUACUGGAAACAGCUAAAAGGUUUGGAGUGACGGACGUACCGCUGGAGGCUGUGAACUUCAUCUCUCACGCCACCCAGUCCAGAUUACGGACGGUGCUGGAGAAAGUUUCCUCCAUCGCCCAGCACAGAAUGGACUCGUGUAAGGAAGACGAGUGGCACGAGCCGUCGUCUGAUGUGCGCUCGCAGCUCAAGUUUUUCGAGCAGUUGGAACGGAUGGAAAAGCAGAGGAAAGAUGAGCGAGAACGAGAGAUUCUCCUCAGAGCAGCGAAGAGUCGCUCGCGGCAAGAAGAUCCAGAACAAGCCCGUCUGAAGCAGAAAGCAAAGGAGAUGCAGCAGCAGGAACUCGCCCAAAUGAGACAACGAGAGGCCAACCUGACGGCACUCGCCGCCAUCGGCCCUCGGAAAAAACGUAAAGUGGACUCGCCAGGAGCUACAACGACAGGCACUGAGGUGUCGGGGAGUUCGGCAGGUUCUCCGGGCGGAUCGUCGGCCCCGUCCUGCUCGUCACAGCAGUAUAACCGCCAGAGAAUAACACGCGUCAACCUCAGGGACUUCAUCUUCUACAUGGAGCAGGAGCGAGAGACCAGCAGAUCUCUCUUACUGUACCGGGCUCUCCUGAAGUAGCCAACGCUGAGCGAAUGCUGAGCAGCGAUCGACUUCCUUCUCAGCUCUGCGACGUGCCUUCAGCCCUGUUCACCGCCUCUGUGUCUGUGAGCUCGUGAUGUCAGCGUUGCUUUUGAUAGAAAAGCUCUGAAAAAAGAGAGAGAAAAAAAAACAAGAUGAGCUUCAUGUUUCCUGUUUUCUCCUCAACGUUAUUAGGUAAACUGUAUUUAUGAUAGUGAAUUUUAAGGCUUGUCUCUCCGGCUUUGAGCUGAGGAGUGUUUGUUUGUUUGUUUGUUUUUUGUGUAUGAAUGAAUCUGACACUGUAAAUACCACGUUCUUCAUCAGUAUUUUAGUCUAAAAAUCCCCCCCCC